CAUGACCGAGAAGGAAGUGCCAGAGCCAGCGGCUGCCCCGGCUUCAGGUGGGAAACCCAAGAGCCGGCAGCUGCAGAAGCUGAAGCAACUUUUCCAGCGAAAGCCCAAGGAGGAGCCGGUGCCGGAGCCGCAGCCCAACGGGGAGCUGGUGAGUCCCUCGGGGGGACCCAUCUACUACAUCUAUGAGGACGAGGAAGAGGAGGAAGAGGAGGAGGAGCCCGAGCCCCCUCCCGAGCCCGAGAAACUCGUCAACGACAAACCCCACAAGUUCAAAGAUCAUUACUUCAAAAAACCCAAGUUCUGCGAUGUUUGUGCCCGGAUGAUCGUCCUCAACAAUAAAUUUGGCCUGAGGUGCAAGAACUGCAAGACCAACAUCCACCACCACUGCCAGUCCUACGUGGAGAUGCAGCGCUGCUUCGGCAAGAUCCCCCCCGGGUUCCGCCGGGCCUACAGCUCCCCCCUCUACAGCGACCAGCUCUGCCUCAAGGACCAGCUCGCUGACAACAGGAGCGACCCCGUGUUCGAGACGCUGCGGACGGGGGUCAUCAUGGCCAACAAGGAGCGCAAGAAGGGGCAGGACGACAAGAAGAACCCCUUGGCUGCGAUGAUGGACGAGGAGCCAGAGGCCACGAAGCCCAAAGCCGAGGGUGGUGCCUCCGAAGGGGACAAGAAGGCUGAGAAGAGCCCGACAGAUGACAAGAACAAGAAGCCGCAGCCGGGGGCGUUCCUGCAGUCCCACUAUUUCGUGGCACUUUAUCGCUUCAAAGCCCUGGAGAAGGACGACCUGGACUUCCCGCCGGGGGAGAAGAUCACGGUGGUCGAUGACUCCAACGAGGAGUGGUGGCGGGGGAAGAUCGGUGAGAAAGUCGGGUUUUUCCCCCCCAACUUCAUCAUCCGGGUGCGGGCGGGCGAGAGGGUGCACAAGGUGACCCGUUCCUUCGUGGGCAACCGGGAGAUCGGGCAGAUCACGCUCAAGAAGGAUCAGAUCGUGGUGCAGAAGGGGGAGGAGGUGAACGGUUACGUCAAAGUCUUCACCGGCCGCAAAGUGGGGCUGUUCCCUGUGGACUUCCUGGAGGAGAUCUGAGGGGCUGCGGGGGGGUGGGAGACCCCCCCGGGAUGG
Molecule: messenger RNA, 1120 nt
Organism: Neopelma chrysocephalum (saffron-crested tyrant-manakin)
Lineage: Eukaryota; Metazoa; Chordata; Aves; Passeriformes; Pipridae
Product: SH3 and cysteine-rich domain-containing protein 3-like
Exons: 11
Coding region: 2-1084 (360 amino acids)
Biological process (GO): positive regulation of voltage-gated calcium channel activity; positive regulation of protein localization to plasma membrane; skeletal muscle contraction
Cellular component (GO): extrinsic component of cytoplasmic side of plasma membrane
Molecular function (GO): protein binding
Source: RefSeq, a predicted model, not a curated record